Lepus europaeus (European hare) is the source of this 6219-nucleotide messenger RNA. It is a transcript of the gene CASP10, whose product is annotated as caspase 10. The transcript has 8 exons. Bases 173 to 1582 code for a protein of 469 amino acids. NCBI's taxonomy places the organism in Eukaryota, Metazoa, Chordata, Mammalia, Lagomorpha, Leporidae. Gene Ontology annotation, molecular function: protein binding. The record is from RefSeq and is a predicted model, not a curated record. Gene Ontology annotation, biological process: negative regulation of extrinsic apoptotic signaling pathway via death domain receptors; proteolysis.
UUCAGUCUUCACUGGCACAGCCUGGGAUCUCUUCCCCCGCCGAUGGGGGCUUCUGGUGACCACGGAGCACACCGAGAAUUCUGACUUCUUGCCAGCUUCGUUUUCAGGCUGUUUCCCCGCGCACCACUGACCUUCAGAGGAUUAGUGGAACUUGAACGGAAGCAGACCAGCCAUGGCAUCUGGAGAUCAAAGCUUGGGUUCCAGUGCAGAUGAGGAGAACUUUCGUAGGAUCCUUUUCAGGAUCGAUUUGCACCUCGGGGGCCAGGAAGUGGAGAGCCUGAAGUUUCUUUGCCUGGACUUGGUCUCCAAAAAGAAGCUGGAGAAGUGUAGCUCCGCCUUGGAUAUUUUUGAACUCCUCUUGACGUACAAGCUGCUGCAAGAAGAGGACCCUUUCGUCCUCGCAGAACUCCUCUACGUCACCAAGCAGAUCAGACUGCUGCAGCACCUCAGGUACACCAAAGAGGAAGUGGAGCGUCUGCUGCCCAAGAGAAGGAAGGUGCCUCUGUUCAGAAAGAUGCUCUACGAACUGGCGGAAGCCAUCGACACAGACACCUUAAAGAGCAUGACCUUCCUUCUGAGAGAUUCUAUGCCCAGAACCGAGAUGAACUCGCUGCAUUUGCUGGAGCAUCUGGAGAAACGUCAUGAUAUACAUGAAGAUAAUCUGACGUACCUGGAGGACCUCUGCAAAAAGGUGUCCCCUAGCCUGAUCAGAAUAAUAGAGAAGUACAAAAAUGAGAAAGACAAGGAAACUGAAUCAUUGCACGAAGGAGAGAAAGAGCUGGUUUCACAGUCAGACAUUAAACGAUUCAUUGGAGCCUUACAGGAAGGCAACGUGUACAGGAUGGAUCGGAAGCACAGAGGCCGCUGUAUCAUUGUCAACAACGAAAUAUUUACCACCUAUCUGUCAGACAGACGAGGGACCCAGAGGGACGCGGAGUACCUGAAGCACGUGUUCCAGUGGCUCGGGUUCAAAGUACACAGGUGUGAUAAUAAGACUAAGGAAGACCUGGAGGCGCUGUUGCAGGAGGAGAAGCAUCACCCAGACCAUGAUGAUGGGGACUGCUUCGUGUUCUGUGUUCUGACUCAUGGCAUAUUUGGAGCUGUCUACUCUUCAGACGGAGUCCUCAUCCCCAUUCGGGAGAUCGUAUCCCACUUCACAGCCCAGCAAUGCCCUGGACUGGCUGGCAAACCUAAACUCUUUUUCAUCCAGGCCUGUCAAGGGAAAGAGAUACAAUCUUCUGUGCCCAUAGAAGAAGAUGCUGUGAAUCCCGAGCGUGUACCUCCUUCCCUUCAGGACAGUAUCCCUGUCGAGGCCGAUUUCCUGCUUGGUCUGGCUACUGUUCCAGGUUAUGCAUCCCUUCGGCAUGUGGAGAAUGGCAGCUGGUACAUCCAGUCUCUGUGCAAUCAUCUGAAAGCCUUGGUCCCAAGGCAUGAAGACAUCCUGUCCAUCCUCACCGCUGUUAACCAUGAUGUGAGCCGACAAGCAGACAAAAGUGGAAGAAUGAGACAGAUGCCGCAGCCUGCGUUCACUCUAAGGAAGAGACUAGUAUUCCCCGUGCCACAGGGAGAGCCUUCAUUCUAGAAGGGAGUUUCGUGGCCUCGGAGCCCUGACAGGAACCUUUGACUAUUUCCUCUAACCUCCCACCCAACAUGGGAAUCAGUGACAGAUGAUGAGCUGGUCUCCACCUGUCAUUCUAGUAGCCGGAAAUAGUCUCUUUUCUCAAAUGAUCUAUUCUGAUCUUUCAACAAAUUAUUUUGACAAGUCUGAACAUUAGAAAGCUUUCUUUAUUGAAGACUUAGGCUGUAGCCCUGACUUUAGUUGUGCAUCUUGAAGAGAAUAUUUGGCCUUGGGUUGUUCACCUGUGAGACACUAGGGGGGACUAGGUACAUUAUAAACUUCCCUCGAGUACCCCAAGAACCACUGUUCUUAGCCUAGACUGCUCAGCCACUCUGGGAGCAGAAACUACUCUUUAAUGUCCAAUUCUGUCUCGGUUGGAAGCUUUCAGGUACUGGAGACAGAACACCCAACUCCAACUGAGUGAAGCAAAGAAGGGUUUUGUUGCCUCUUGUUUCUGGAACUCCACAAGUAGAUAACGUUGGCUUCAGGCAAGACUUGGAUCAGGGCUCAAUCCCCCGGGAAGCACCUUCCUCUCGGCUGGAUGGCCUCCCAGUUGGCAGCUGCACUGGGAUCGACAGCCGUAUUAGUGCAUUCCACUCGUCUGGUCCAAAGGCCAGGGAGAGAGUCCGGCUCAGGGACUGGAGCUGCUCAAGGCUAUCUUUGCUUCGUCCUCGGCCCUUGGCCCAAGAGAUAGCUGGCAAUGCCUUGAGGGAGUCACCUUCCUUGAUAUUUUUAAAAUAAGGUUUUGAAUUUUUUUUUUUGUACUUGAACAUUUUUUUUUUCAAGAGAAAGUUUUUCUUUGUAAUUCCUGGAACCAUAUUUUGAAAAAGACCUGGGAGGAAGACUGAAAGUCUUGUGGUCAAGCCCUUCCUUCACAGAUGAGGAAGCCGAGGCCCGGGGAGUGACAGCAACUUACCCACAGUUCUCCAGCCAGUUGUGGUCUACCGACUUUUUUUCCUACUUCAGUAAACUGGAAUGAUAUGGUACAUAACAGGACCCUAUUCCUUGCACAUGUAGAUGCUCAUAAAAAGAUGUCAAGGAAUGUAGGAAAAUAACUCUUGAGGGUGCCUUUGUAAGUAGGGGAAAGUCAAAUUCAUCUAUAGUGGAUUUUCUAUGAGAGGUAUUCAUAAAAAUGCUGUUAUGUAGCUAGCAUCACACGGUUUAGAAUGUAGCUUCAUUAAGGAACUGUGUCUAAUUUACAUGUUAUGAUGGUCUCCCAAAGCUGUUGUUCAUACAGUCAAGGCCAAAAGCUGGUGGUCACAGUGUCUGUUCAGUUGGAUACACAUAGCCUGUGGCCACUUAACUGUCCUUCUCUACAACUGAGAGAUGGCAUGGCACAAAGGAAAAGCCAACGACACAGAGACGAAAAUCUUGAGUUUCCAUUUUGCCUUGCAAUUCCCUUUCUCUGAGACACUAACUCAAUCCAGCUAGCUUUUCAGCCUCAUUUGCAAGGCAGAGAAAGCUUAGUUGUUGGGAACAUGAAGGAAAAUGUGUAGUUCUGUACUCAUUUAAAUCUAAUCGUGGCGAGGUGCAGAUAAGGCCUUUUAGUUUCGGUGGUGGUAGUCCUCCUAAAGGACACAGCAAGGCUUGCGUUCCAUUGCAUCCAAUUCCAGCUAACUUUAUGAGUAGCAACUCAACACUAGCAUCUGCCCUGCCAUCUGCUGCGUGAGGCUGUUUCCCUCUCUGCUUCAUGAUGUGUCUAUAGUAGGAUGCCAGCCCACAAAACACUGUUGAAAUCUCCUUGGUCAGGGUGUGGGAGGGGUGGCCUGUGGUUUGACAUGGAAGUCCCUGCUCUGUGGUCUGUUUCAUAGUUCCAUUUUUCUGGAACCUAGUUCUUGUCGAGGUUAAACUCUGGAGUCAGGAGACUUUUGAUGAACUUUCUUUUGUAGAGGCCUUUAGCAAGCACUUUCAGGUCCCUGAUGUCUCUACCUGUGCAGUGUGGAUGCACCUGUGUCCAGUGUACACACACCUGCAGGACACCAUUGUUGACUCAUUUCUCCUUACCCUCGUCCUCUCAGGUUGUGUGCAGCAUUGUACUUGUCUGUAUUUAAGUGCUGGUGUGUGUGUGUGUCUGUGUGUCUGUGUGAAUUUAUAACAGGUGAACGGGUCUCAGAUUUUUGACUGUGACUACAGUGAUUGCCCAGAGAGUUACGAAGGAAACUGGCAGAUUGAGAUUCUUACAUAUAAGCGUAUUUCAGGAAGUUCAUGGAAAAAUGGCACUAAAAGAGACACUUAUUUUAGUGCAAACAUUUUUGAAAUCCAUGCAUCCAGGAUUUCCCUCCAGAAAGUUAAUGGAAAAUGCCGAUUAUGAAAAGCUAUGCAUAGAUUAAUUUACUUUCCUCUUCCACGAACUUUCUGAGCUCCCUUUGUACUUGGCUUAGUUUUCUAAAACCUACAAGAGCUGUAGUUCCUUUCUUUCUUUCUUUUUUUCUCAUUUAUUCUUUUAUAAGUUUACAGCCAAAGGAACUAAAAGACAUGAAAACAUUUGAUAAAGUAUUAUACAGAUGUUACUGUUGUUGAAGUGAAACUGAUAUGACUGGUGUUUCCCACUGUUAGAACUACUAAGCAUCACAGCGCCCCGCUGAGCUUGGCUGCAGGGACUCACAGUGGGAGUUGGCAGGUCUGGUAUCACGGGGAUUACCCUUGGUAAUACAUCAUAUUCUGCCAGUGCUCCGGUGAGGGAAACAAAACAGCCACUGGUGCAUAGUGGAUCUUGACUCAUUAGGACAAGCACUGACCUGUGGAGCACAGGGGACAGACAACAUUGCACCUGCGGAAAGCCAAGUUCGAAGUUUACCUCAUUGCACAGGUAAUUUUUGUGCCUUAGAUGAUUCACAGACUCUUCCAGGUCGCCUGCUUUCAGAGUGAUCCGGUCAAGUUGUACGUGACGUGGACAUCUUGGGCCCUUUGGAGUCUGUGGAUUCAUUCUCAGGGUCUAUGAGUCCUCUCGCCUUUGUUUUUGCAUGUUUUUACUCUCCUGUGGCGACCGUCUACUGAAGUGCCUGCACACGCAUCCUGGCUUUUUCAAAAGGACUGCUUUAUAUCUGAGUUUGCCACGUCAUUCCUGUGCCCACCCCUGGUGCCCAGGAAGGCAUGGAUUCUAUCAUCAACUUUUUAAUGGGCCGUGAGUGGGCAGCCAUGGCUAGAGGUCCCCAGAUGAACUGUCAGUGCCAGUGGUUCAUCUGUUUCCUGCUUGUUCCAAUCCGUCUUCUCAUUCUAUGAUGGACGAUUGGUUCAUCGUCCCUCAUGUCUGCUAAGCUUUCUAGUGCAGGGAGCUUGCGCCACAAGUGAGGUCAUGGACUUGGGAGCUUGAAACCUAGAGGCACUGGGUCCAGCCCUCAAAGCACGAGUGAUUCACCCGUCCUCAUGGCCACGAGGGGAGGAUUUGCAAUCCUACGCCUUCGACCUCCUGGCUUCGCUUUGGAAGGCUUUGAUCACCCUUUUCUCCGUUGGACUGCGACUUGCAUACCACAUGUUCUUACUCUAAACUCUGGAGCCACACCCAAUACUUGUGACUGUCUGCUGGUGAUGCAUACACAUUGUAUGUGUGUUCUGCUAACCUUUGGGUUUUGUGGAAAGUGCAAUUUGCGCCUAAGCCUGUGGUAAGAGUGUCACAACACGUCUUCAGACUGGAGCUACAUUUUGGAAUUUAGUUUAAAAAAAUUUUUUUUUAAUAAGGAACCUUCUUAAAAAGUACUAGAGGGAAUUCUGUUUAAAGAAUGACUCAUUUGCCAAUGCAAACCAUCAUUUUCUAAUGUAAGUUCUUCAAAUCUCAAUGUUUAGAAGGUUUUUCUAUUAAAAAUUUCAACCAGGGUUCAUUUUUAUUUUAAGCUUUUUUUUUUUUUUUUUUUUUUUUUUUUUUUUUUUUGCCAGGCAGAGUUAGACAGUGAGAGAGAGAGACAGAGAGAAAGGUCUUCCUUUUUCCAUUGGUUCACUCUCCUAAUGGUUGCUAUGGCCAGCGUUGCGCCGAUCCAAAGCAAGGAGCCGGGUACUUCCUCCUGGUCUCCCAUGCAGGUGCAGGGCCCAAGCACUUGGGCCAUCCUCCACUGCCUUCCCGGGCCACAACAGAGAGCUGGACUGCAAGAGGAGCAACCGGGACUAGUACCCAGCGCCCCAACCGGGACUAGAACAAGGGGUGCUGGCACCACAGGUGGAGGAUUAGCCAAGUGAGCCACAGUGCUGGCCUUAAGCUUAAUUUUUAAUAGAUAAUAUCCUUAUGUUAUUCAAAGAUAAGAAAAUAAGGUUCAGGAAAAGUCUUGUCCCCAGUUCUGUGUGCCAUAUAUUGGGUCCUCCUUACUUCUAUAUCCCACUGAUAACUUAAGGGCUUCUUGAUGUGUAUGCAACAGAUACAAGCAUAUAUGUCCAUAUAUAUGUAUGCACGUAAGUAUAUGUGUAUAUGUAUACAAUCAUAUGUGUGUGUAUAUAUAUAUAUAUAUAUGAUGUUAAUACACUGUGAUACUUCUGUCGUUCAUUUGGUCUCAUUUUGAAUGAUUCUAUAAGAAGUUUGGAAAUACAGAUACCGUUCUGGAAUGAGAAGAACUUUCCUGGCCAUGUGGACUGGGUACUUGUGAAUAGUGGAAAUUGAUUGGCUAACAAAUAAA